Molecule: messenger RNA, 2643 nt
Organism: Phlebotomus argentipes
Lineage: Eukaryota; Metazoa; Arthropoda; Insecta; Diptera; Psychodidae
Gene: nan
Product: transient receptor potential cation channel subfamily V member 5
Exons: 4
Coding region: 133-2625 (830 amino acids)
Biological process (GO): calcium ion import across plasma membrane
Cellular component (GO): membrane
Molecular function (GO): protein binding; calcium channel activity
Source: RefSeq, a predicted model, not a curated record
GAAGGUGCCUCGCCUUCACACCACCCCGCGGAGGCAUCACCCAGGCCACCAUUUCGGCUGUUUAAUCGAUUCCUGGGCAGUUCGCGGCCGUUCUACACAAAGUGUGGUGCAGCCCAUUAGUGGAAGUACAUCAUGGGAAAUACUGAGAGCAAUGUGACGAGUGGCGUGAAGAAGCAGGCGGGAACGUCCACCCAGGAGCUGUACAAGUUCGUGAAUCUCAAGGGUGGCGGGCUGCUGGUGGACAUGAUGAAGAGGGCGGCGCAGAGUAAGCAAUUCGCAGAGAUUGAUCACGCCAUCAAGACCAAGGUGGAGCCAUUUCUGUACAACAAGGGCGCCGGAAAGUGGAUUCCGGUGGCCUCGCUCGUCCUGCUGCGCAAUCGAGAGCGUCCUCGGCACAAGCAGCUGCCCGAGAUCCGCGUGAUGGAGAAUCCAGAUGAGGAUUUCGAUAUUGCGCAGCACUGUCCCGAGGUCAGCGAGGCGGAGUACUACAGCAACAUGGAGGCGUACAGGGAUGUGUGCUGGGACAUCAAGGAACGGGGCGCCGUUGGCGAGACCAUCCUGCAUCUCUGUCUGCUCAAUGCCACGUCCUUGCACGCCGACCUGGCCAAGAGGCUGCUCAGAUUCUACCCGAAACUCAUCAAUGACAUCUACAUGUGCGAUGAGUAUUGGGGCGAGAAUUGCCUCCACAUUGCCAUCGUGAACGAGGAUCCGGCCAUGGUGAAGUAUCUCCUGGACGCUGGAUCGGAGGUUAAUGAGCGCUGCUGUGGCAACUUCAUGUGUCCGGAGGAUCAGAAGGCAACAAGAUUCGAUUGCACAGACCACGAAUACGUUGGAGUUCUGCCCAUGACGAACUAUGAUGGUUACGUCUACUGGGGAGAAUAUCCGCUCAGCUUCGCCGCAUGUCUCGGCCAGGAGGAGUGCUAUCGUCUGGUUCUGGCCCGUGGAGCCGAUCCCGACGCCCAGGACACCAAUGGUAACACCGUUCUGCACAUGCUGGUCAUCUACGAAAAGGUCUCCACAUUCGACAUGGCCUACGAAGUGGGAUCCACUCUGUCCAUCCGCAACAUGCUAAAUCUCACUCCCCUGACACUGGCCGCGAAGCUGGCGCGCGUGGAGAUGUUCUUCCACAUCCUCAACAUCGAGCGUGAGAUUUACUGGCAACUGGGCAGCGUCACGUGUGCUGCUUAUCCACUGUCGCAGAUCGACACAAUUGACGUCGAGACGGGCCACAUUAGCAAGAAUUCCGCGCUGAAUCUCGUGGUGUUUGGCGACAAAGAUGAACAUCUUGAACUCAUGGAUGGGGUGCUGAUAGAUCUGCUGAAAGUCAAGUGGAACACCUUCGUGAAGAGUCGCUUCUACCAGCAAUUCUACCUCUUCGCCAUGUACUUCAUGGUCAGUCUCGUGAGCUUUAUUCUGCGUCCUGGACAAGCAUCUGAGGAGGAUGAAGAUGAGAAGAUCAUCGUGGCCAGCAGACAGACGAACGGCACACGAGAGUUGUACAGCUUGCUGGCGAAUGGAAGCUUCGGCUUCUUCAAUGACUCCGGAAAUGGCAGUCAAGUCGACACGGAUCUCGUGUGGGUGAACAAAAGUGGAAGCUGGUGGAAUCAGUAUGGAGAUUGUCCACUGCUGGACUUUGAGACGACAGAGAGCAAGCUGAGGAUCAUCUCGGAAGUGAUCUUACUAGUGGGAGCAGUGCUCUAUAUCUUGGCCGCUCUCAGAGAGAGUCGCUUCCUCGGCUACAAAAUGUUCAUUGAGAAUUUGUCGACGGCGCCUUCGCGAGUGAUGUUUCUGUUCUCCUGCUGUCUCAUGAUGGUCAUGCCAUGGCUGAGGCUGUCCUGCUCAACUGAGAUGGAGGAUCAUGUGAUUGUGGUGAUAAUGCUGACGACGGCGCCUUACUUUCUCUUCUUCUGCCGCGGCUUCAAGACCGUCGGACCCUUCGUGGUGAUGAUCUACCGAAUGGUGAUGGGCGAUCUGCUGCGCUUCGUCUCCAUCUACCUCGUGUUCGUGAUGGGCUUCUCGCAGGCCUACUACAUCAUCUUCCUAUCAUUUGACAAUCCCACCACGCCCGAGGGUAUCGACGAUAGCCAGACGAAUCCCGUGCCGUCGCCCAUGGAGUCCUUCGUGGCCAUGUUCCUGAUGUCGCUGGGCAACUUUGGCGACUACUACUCGGCCAUGGAGCUGACGAACCACGAAAUGGAGGGAAAGGUGCUCUUCGUGGUGUUCAUGGUGAUCGUGGCUGUGCUGCUGGUGAACAUGCUGAUCGCCAUGAUGGGCAACACGUACCAGAAGAUCGCCGAGACGCGCAAUGAGUGGCAACGACAGUGGGCACGAAUUGUUCUCGUGGUCGAGCGUGGCGUCGCGCCGGCAGAGAGACUGAAGAAGCUCAAUUUCUACAGUCAGCCAAUGUCGGACGGCAGAAGAGCGCUGGUGCUGCGCCUCAACAUGACGGACGAUGACAAGGAGGAGAUGAAGGAGAUCAUGGAGAUGAAGCGCGUGCACGAUCGUCUGUCCAAGAAGCGAAAAGUCGAGCGCGAGAAGAGAAUGCAGGACCGACAGAAGUUGAGGGAGAAGUACGCCACCAGCAAUUCAUCCCAGGAGUAUCUCACCACCAAAGCGGGCUUCUGAAGUGUCUCCAAUUUAUCC